AUGGCUUCAGCGUAUCUAUACCACGGCACCUCUACUGAUAUGGCCAAAAAUCUUCUCAACUUGGACCCAUUAGCAUUUCUCUCGUAUCAAUCACAAUCUAGUAUGACACGCCCAGGUUAUGACUUCAAAGUGCGUAAUGGUAGACGUGCGAGCCAGAAUCAUGAUGCUAGUCUCGCUUGCGAAAUAGGUUCGCUACUUAACUUUUCUGUGAAAAGGAAAGCUGUUGCAUGA
Messenger RNA from Sclerotinia sclerotiorum 1980 UF-70, 231 nucleotides. RefSeq lists its product with no specific name. The record is from RefSeq and is a predicted model, not a curated record. NCBI's taxonomy places the organism in Eukaryota, Fungi, Ascomycota, Leotiomycetes, Helotiales, Sclerotiniaceae. Bases 1 to 231 code for a protein of 76 amino acids. The transcript has 2 exons.